Polychytrium aggregatum is the source of this 2347-nucleotide messenger RNA. RefSeq lists its product as uncharacterized. NCBI's taxonomy places the organism in Eukaryota, Fungi, Chytridiomycota, Chytridiomycetes, Polychytriales. The coding region runs from base 138 to 2315 and encodes 725 amino acids. The transcript is spliced from 3 exons. The record is from RefSeq and is a predicted model, not a curated record.
AGGCAGCCACCCGAUCUAGAUCCAAGAAGAGCAAGGCGGGUGAUCAACCUGAUGCAUCUGUCGAAGACAGAUCCUUCCGAAGCGAGCUGGCGGCUGCGAUUGCAAGCGAGAUCCGGAAACAGCAAGUGUCGUCGCUGAUGGAGGAGAAAGAAAAGUUUCGGAAAGCUCGCAAGAUGCUUGAAAAGGACCGUAUCCGACUUGAGCUCAGCGACCGGGCCGACAUGAGCGAGGAUGAGUUUGAGCUGCUCGAUGCCUUGCUUCAGAGCAAGUCGGCAAAGAAACUCGCUGAAAGACUGAAACCGCAACGGGAAAAGGCGCCAAGCAAGCUUCAGAGCGAAUCUAUGGACUCGAUCGAGUCGAUCGGUUCGAUAAAUCAGCUUUCAGACGAAUUCAGCUCACAAGAGGAGAGCCCAGCGCCCAAGCAGGACCCUGGCCGACAUCGGUCUCGCAGCGAGCGGCCACACCACGAUGCCGUGCGUGAGCGAUAUUACGACGGCUCCUAUUCGGAUGACGAGGUGGCAUAUUAUCAAGACCAGGAACCACUCUCAGAAUUCGACAGUCCGCCGUAUGAGUGGUGUCCACGACCACCCUCGCCACCAAUGCAGUUUCUGCCCCACUACCCAUAUUACCCCGGCGGGACGAUAUAUCCGCCUCACUAUCCGUUCGGAUACCCAUAUCCAGACAUGUACCCGGGCAUGCCGCCAAUGCCGCAAAUCCAUGGGAUGCCCAGUCCCUUUCGCCAAUCUUUCGGAAGACCCCGCCGCCGCAAGGCCGCAAAGUUGCGUGCUACCCGAGGCAUCGACAAGCCUAUGAUGGUCGCGCUGCAGACUCCGUUGCGCAUGCCCGAGCCUCGACCCGGCGAUCGCGAUGAAGACGACUUCAAACUCAAAGCUGGUUUUGCCUCGGAGCCCUGGGAAGAGCCGCCAGAGGAAGGGGCUCUGCGAGAGGCGGGGUACCGACACCCACCAGCUCGCGAAAGCCCCACCGGUUUGGAUAAGAUCGGCUCACGUCCGAAACCAUGGCCUGUCGGCUAUGUCAACCAAGAAAUCAUGGGAAUACUGGAGAAAAAGGAAAAUGAUUCGAGACAGGCCGAGAGAGCGGACCAAGAUCAAACGACAGAAGCAACAGAGGUAGAUGCCGGACCAUACGAACAGCCCUCAUAUCACCGCUCCAAUGUGGAACAUGCUGCGUCGCCGUCCGUCGAGCUCACAGACCGCAGCGGUGCAAGCUAUGAGGACCCACCAAAUGGCUAUGUGGGAAAAUUACCUCUGGACCAUGAUCUAGUCUACGGAGUGCAACAGCAGCGAUCCUCGGCACAGAAUCAUCCUUUCCAAACAGGGCCAAAUCCCGAGUCUGCUUAUCUGGCGCGCUAUCUCGAGCGAACAGGCAAAGCCCCGGUUCAGAUUCGCCAUGCCCCCCUUCAGUCGAUUGGCUCGAGACCGUCCCAGCAGUGGGGACUUGGACCGAGUCGACGGCCUUCGCAGACACCCGCUCGCACUGACUCCCUUGUUUCAGCCAGCUCUUCGGAACCUCGAUACACUUCGCUCAAGCCGAUCGCCAGCCAAAGAGAAAUUGCGGCGAGAAGACCGCUCCAAGCGUACCAGCAAAAACCCUUGGGUGCCCUGUCCGAUGACUCGGCUGUGGCAGGAGGAAACCCUGUUUCUGCUCCAAAGAAGAGAUUGACUGGCGCUGUGAAGCCGGCACCGCUCGCAGCCUCAUCCAAGCCAGUAGUGGUUGGAAAGACUCUCGGAGUUGCCUCGUCAAAUAACACUGGGGCUCCUGAUCAACGGCAGUAUCUCCCACCACUUGUCUCCCAGCAGGAACAGGAGAGAUCCGAGAAUGCAUACUUCCAUCCAAACGAGUCGAUUCCACACGAGCAUGAUGCUUCUGCACCCCGUCAGCGACUUCCCGCUUACCACGGGUAUUCGGCUCAGCGUCUUCCUCCAUCGGCAUAUUUCGAACAUCCCGAGCAUCAUCAGCCUCUUCAGCUGCCGAGACAUCCUCCAUCAUACAACUAUGGCUCACCUCCGUCCGCGCCAUAUCCCCAGCAGCACGCACCAUAUCCCCAGCAGCACGCACCAUAUUUCCAGCAGCACGCGCCCUACUCACAGCACCACACAGCGUAUCCUCAGUACUCCCCGCAAGCAACUUACCCGAAUCCGGCUCCAGAUCACCCCCCACCUCACCAUCGACCCUGGGGCGAUCCCCGCACCGGAUACGCCACACAAGAAGCAUAUGCAGGCCCGCCAUAUCCCUGGCCAUCCGCGCCGCUGCCAAAGAGCUAUGAACCAACGGGCGCCGAUAUGUACCCGUGACGGCAAAUCCGAAAGUCUGCGAGUCGAUGUCU